Messenger RNA from Centropristis striata (black sea bass), 2366 nucleotides. Its product is annotated as EGF-like repeat and discoidin I-like domain-containing protein 3. The coding region runs from base 134 to 1567 and encodes 477 amino acids. Lineage: Eukaryota; Metazoa; Chordata; Actinopteri; Perciformes; Serranidae. Gene Ontology annotation, molecular function: calcium ion binding. The record is from RefSeq and is a predicted model, not a curated record. The transcript has 10 exons.
UUCGUGCGUCCUUUAAAUCCCCGUCGGAAUUCCGAUAUUUCCGACAGCACUUUAAGGCAGCAUUGGUUAGAAGUUUAGCGGCAUCGCGUCGCUCCGGACGAACAAUCCCGCUGAACAAACAAAGUAAACAAAUAUGAAACGUCCCGGGAAUGUAAUAACAGCGACCUUUACAACAUUAACUCUUCUCUUUUGCCUGUCUUCAGUCCGAGGUGACUACUGUGAGGUGAAUGUUUGCCAUAAUGGAGGAACAUGUGUGACCGGGAUAGGAGAGGAUCCAUUCAUCUGCAUCUGUGCUGACGGCUUCGGUGGAGACAGCUGCAACCUGACGGAGAUCGGACCCUGCAUUCCCAACCCCUGCAAGAACGAUGCGUCCUGUGAGAUCAUCGCUCCGACCAGACGAGGAGACGUUUUCAACGAGUACGUCUGCAAGUGCCAGCCCGGCUUCGAGGGAGCGCACUGCCAGAUCAAUGUGAACGACUGUUACAACCAGCCCUGUAAGAAUGGAGGGAAAUGUCGAGACCUGGAUGGAGACUAUGCCUGCCAGUGUCCCUCGCCGUAUGUUGGAAAGCAGUGCCAGCUACGUUGCAUUUCUCUUCUUGGGAUGGAGGGAGGAGCAAUCGUGGAGUCCCAGAUUUCAUCUUCCUCUGUGCACUACGGCAUUCUGGGUCUUCAGCGCUGGGGCCCGGAGUUGGCUCGACUCAACAACCAAGGCAUCGUCAACGCCUGGACGUCUGCCACCCAUGACAGGAACCCCUGGAUUGAGAUUGAUAUGCAGAAGAAGAUGCGUCUGACGGGCAUCAUCACUCAGGGCGCCAGUCGUAUGGGUGCAUCUGAGUACAUCAAGGCUUUCAAGGUGGCGAGCAGCUUUGAUGGAACGGCUUAUAUCACGUACAGAGUGGAGGGCCAACGGAGGGACAAGGUUUUCGUGGGGAACACAGAUAACGACAGCACAAAGACCAACCUUUUUGACCCUCCUAUCGUGGCCCAGUAUAUCCGCAUCAUCCCUGUGGUUUGCCGCAGGGCCUGCACGCUGCGCAUGGAGCUGGUGGGCUGUGAACUUAAUGUUUAUUCAAACACGGCAGGUUGCUCAGAGCCUCUGGGGAUGAAGUCUCGCCUCGUCUCAGACGGGCAGCUUUCAGCCUCCAGCUCUUUCCGCACGUGGGGCAUCGAUACCUUCACGUGGCACCCUCAGUUUGCACGGCUGGAUAAGCAGGGAAAGACAAACGCCUGGUCUCCUGCAAACAGCAACCGCUCAGAGUGGAUCCAGGUGGAUCUUGAGAAGACGAAGCGCCUCACAGGCAUCAUCACUCAGGGCGCCAAGGACUUUGGGGUGGUGCAGUUUGUGUCAGUGUUUAAAGUCGCUUACAGUAAUGAUGGAGAGUCGUGGAGUAUGGUAAAGGAGGAGAACUCCAACAAUGAUAAGCUCUUCCAAGGCAACACUGACAACAACACCCACAAGAAGAAUCUAUUCGAGCCUCCGUUCUACGCCCGAUACGUCCGAGUCGUCCCCUGGGAGUGGCACGAACGCAUCACUCUACGUAUGGAGCUGCUGGGCUGCGACGAUUAAAAACUAAUCAGUCACUAAUCUAACAGUGCUCCAUGCUCAUCCUGCUCGCUUCGCCUCCUCAAACCACAGCAGAGGAAAGGAUCUCAAACAGAAUACUCUGUUUUGUUUCUCUGGAUAAAAAUCCUGUUGGCUGCUGGGACUGUUAACACUUGUAGCACUUUCUAACUAGUGAUCUUUUUUAAGUUUAUGUUAAUUGUUUGACAUUAAUCAAAGAGAAUCUUCUAUGAAGUAUCAAUGGUUUGAAUAUUAAUAGUUUUGGAUACAAACUAAAUUUGCAUAGAUUUGUCCUCAGUCCACGUUAUUUUGUCCUUCUAAGAAUCCAAAUUGUUUUCAGGUUCACUUAAUGAUAGUGCUCUUCCCCUUUUCCAGUUGUGCUUCAAGCUAAAUUGCCAGUUUUAAACUUGUUAUGUCCCUCCUUUGCAGUCCCACAUCAGUUAACAGCACUACCUUUCUAUGUUAAGGACAAACAGCCUCACCAUAUCUCACUAUAGCCAACUGCUGUGUAGUUACUCGAACUAUAAUGACGCAGGGCCUGUGCAAUAUAGAGUAUAUUCUGACAUUUGCAACUAUUCUGGAAGAGAUAUGUCCAAAAGAAGAAAAUUUAAACUUUCAAAUUCGAACUGCAGCACAUAGAUCUGUGAAUCAAAUGAUGGACUAAUAAACAGUAGGGCUUCUGUUGUUGUUUUUUACAUAUUUAGCAGGUUAUUCCACUUCACUCUUACAAGUAAUUGCAUUGUAAUUUAAUCCUUUUUACUACAAAUGUGAAAUAUGUGUAGAAAAUAAACAUUGUUUUACAACA